AUAACGUUAAGGUUCUUAAUAUUAAUCGUGGCGUGACAAAUGUAUUUCCAUUUCAGCGAGGCAACGAAACAACUAGGACUUGACGACGAGAAAAUGAUUUUUAGACUAUUGUUAGCCAUCAGCCUGUUGACAUUUACGAGGGCGGACUACGAAUGUGUGUGCAACAACAAUGUGGAACUGGAAGUGAAAGAUCGCGCUAACGGUCACGGGGAUACACUCGGGUACAUGUAUGAGUUUGACUGUAAACCGAAAAUUCCUGGGUCCGAGCAUGCAGCGGUGUAUGAAAUCAUGUUCGAAGGACAGAUUGGCUUCGUCAGUUCAGACGGUGGCAACGUGCAGUCACAGACUUGUCCGGGAGCAAUUUCGGCAGCUGAUCUAGGUAUGGUUCAUGCUAUUUUGUGAAAUAUACCGAAUGGCUCAUGUCAAUUGAGGCCAACGUGCUGUUA
Messenger RNA from Dreissena polymorpha, 446 nucleotides. RefSeq lists its product as uncharacterized. Lineage: Eukaryota; Metazoa; Mollusca; Bivalvia; Myida; Dreissenidae. The coding region runs from base 40 to 402 and encodes 120 amino acids. The record is from RefSeq and is a predicted model, not a curated record. The transcript is spliced from 3 exons.